AUGUGUCCUGACAGCAGGUUCGACUCUCUUCUUCCGGUUCUUCUGAAAAACGGUGCCGACGUCAACCUUAAGAACUCAGAGGGAAACACGGCACUGCACCUGGCUGCUAAACACCAAACAAUGGUAACUCUCGGCAAGUCUCUAAAUGUUGUAGACAGCGAAACAAGUCCUCAAUGUCAGAACCUAAAGAUGCAAAUUAUUGACAACUAUCGGAGAAAACGUGCUGAAUCAAAAUGUCAUGCAUUAACAACGCUUAUUGACACUUGUAAUUACAUAGAUGAAUGUGAUCAUCAAGGAAACACUGCCGCGUUGUUUGCUGCAAAGAACGACAACUGGGAGUUUUUGAUCCUUUUGCUGAAACACGGCGCUCGUGUUGAUGCCCUUGACCAGUCCCAGAGAUCCGUGCUGCAUAUUUGUGCCCUGAGGGGAUCAUCCCUGGAUCUUGUCACCUGUGAAACAAUUGUCAAUUUGUGUGUCAACAAAGGGGCUGGGUGGAUGACCGAGACGCAGAAGGACGUACAGCGCUUCAUCUAG
Molecule: messenger RNA, 534 nt
Organism: Pomacea canaliculata
Lineage: Eukaryota; Metazoa; Mollusca; Gastropoda; Architaenioglossa; Ampullariidae
Product: serine/threonine-protein phosphatase 6 regulatory ankyrin repeat subunit C-like
Exons: 1
Coding region: 1-534 (177 amino acids)
Molecular function (GO): protein binding
Source: RefSeq, a predicted model, not a curated record